Durio zibethinus is the source of this 781-nucleotide messenger RNA. RefSeq lists its product as uncharacterized. The record is from RefSeq and is a predicted model, not a curated record. Lineage: Eukaryota; Viridiplantae; Streptophyta; Magnoliopsida; Malvales; Malvaceae.
UCUGCAUUUUUCUUCAUUUUCGGUUUAACUUCCAAACUACAAAAAUUACAUAAGUUCCCCCCUAAAUUUCCGUUCCGUUGGAUCUACCCCCGUUUUUAUGAUCUACUGAAAUGGAAGGACUCGGAUUUCUUUCCAUUGCAUUGUUAUUAGUUCUUGAACUCACCUUCGCUGCCGAUUCGCGAGCGCCUUCGCUCGUUGCAGACUCGCCACCGCAACUCGUCGCCCCAACCCCGUACUCUGGAUUUCCUGAUUCUGCACCACCAAUCUCACCGGUGACGGUUGCCUCGCCUCCGGCUCCAUAUCCGUCAAAUCUGGACCAAGGAAAGUCACCGGCGAGUUCUCUGGCUCCUUCAGCGAACGAUGCGAGCAAUAUCAACAACAGCGACAUAAAUGCAGACGGAAAUGAAGAGAUAACUGUUGGUGACGGAGGAGUGACCGGCGGGAAAAAAGCAGGAAUCGUGGUGGCAGUGGUGGUAGCUGCGUGUUUGGUGGGCUUUGGCGGAUUAGUUUACAAGAAAAGACGAGAUAACAUCAGGAGAUCCCAGUACGGAUACACAGCAAGGACAGAAAUUCUGUGAAGAAUAAGACUCGUUCGAGAUUAUACAGAUUUAAAAAAAAAAAUGAUUAGAAGAGGUUAGAUUCAAAUUUAUUAUUUUUAUUCUUUAUAAGGAUUUUUUCGACUAUUUUUGUUAUUAUUAUUAUUAUUAUUAUUUGCUUUGUUGAUUGUUUCUUUGAUUGGUUGGUCUAUAAAAAAUAGUAAACGAAAUAAAAAAAAUUUCAU